Molecule: messenger RNA, 2472 nt
Organism: Scomber japonicus (chub mackerel)
Lineage: Eukaryota; Metazoa; Chordata; Actinopteri; Scombriformes; Scombridae
Gene: foxk1
Product: forkhead box K1
Exons: 9
Coding region: 202-2265 (687 amino acids)
Biological process (GO): regulation of transcription by RNA polymerase II
Molecular function (GO): protein binding; DNA-binding transcription factor activity, RNA polymerase II-specific; RNA polymerase II cis-regulatory region sequence-specific DNA binding
Source: RefSeq, a predicted model, not a curated record
CACCGGUCCGGUUCCUGCGGGUGCUCCGUUCCUCAUCUUGCACGGACCCGGACUCCAUGUUGUUCAGAGACAGCCACGGAGCGAACAAGUGCCCUGGCCGAAAACUCUCACGUUGCAAACUCUUGUGUGUAUGUGUGUGUGUGUGCGAGAAGUAAAGUGUGUGUUUGUGUGUGUGCGUGUGUGUUGACCCUCUGAAAGAAGAUGGCAGACUACCGGGACGACACCGGAGCUCGAGCCCUGCUUGCAUUACAGUCAGCGCCGUGCAGCCCUGUGCGUGUCGCCGUGACCUCGCACGGCUACCACCAGCCCUCUCUCGCCCUGUUGGGUCCUCCGCUGAUGGACGGCCGCACCGACGGCGGGCUCCGUCCCGUACGCCUCAUGUCCCCUCCUCCGCAGGCCCUGGCCAGACUCGAGGGCCGGGACUUUGAGUUUGUCAUGCGCCAGAGGACGGUCACCAUAGGCCGGAACUCCUCUCACGGAUCUGUGGACAUCAACAUGGGUCACUCGAGCUUCAUUUCACGGCGACACUUGCAGAUCAUCUACGACGACGCCACCGGCUUCUCUCUCCGGUGUCUGGGCAAGAACGGCGUGUUCGUUGACGGGGUGUUUCAGCGGAGAGGGGCCCCGCCGCUGCCGCUGCCCAGAGAGUGUAUGUUUCGUUUUCCCAGUACAGUCAUCAAGAUCCAGUUCAUGUCUCUCCUGGAGCUUGAGGAGCACAGAGAGAAGGAGCAUCCAUCUCCUCCACCUCGCCCGCUCCUGCCCCACAUUUCCCCUCUCAAAAUCAGCAUUCCCACCAUGCAGCAGCAUGAAGAGCACAUCAGGGCGUUCGGCUCUCCGCUGCCGUCGCCCACGGGCACCAUCAGUGUUCCUAAUUCCUGUCCGGCCAGUCCACGAGGGGCAGGGUCAUCGGGGUAUCGCUAUGGACGCAACGUGACCUCUGACCUCCAGUUAGCAGCUGAAUAUGCUGCCAAAGCUGUUUCCGAGCAAAGACGAAGCAUUGUCGAACAUAGAGGCGGGGGAAGUGAGCAAAGAGGGGAGUCGGCUGGUGGUGACAGCCCCAAGGAUGAGUCCAAGCCACCUUAUUCCUAUGCACAGCUGAUAGUGCAGGCCAUCUCUUCUGCCCCGGACAAGCAGCUGACUCUUAGUGGCAUCUACGCCCACAUCACCAAACACUACCCUUACUAUCGCACCGCAGACAAAGGCUGGCAGAACUCAAUCAGACACAACCUGUCGCUCAACCGUUACUUUCUGAAAGUGGCCCGCUCUCAGGACGAGCCCGGGAAAGGGAGUUUUUGGCGCGUGGAUUCCGCCUCCGAGAGCAAGCUGGUGGAGCAAGCAUUCAGGAAACGACGGCAAAGAGGGGUGGCUUGCUUCAGGACGCCCUUCGGACCCCUCUCUUCCAGGAGUGCCCCUGCAUCCCCGACCCAUCAGGGACUUCUUUCUCCUCCAUCCAGCGGGCUUCAGACUCCUGAAUGUUUGAGCAGGGAGGGCUCUCCUAUCCCUCACGACCACCACGAACAGCUGGCCCACAAACUGGCAUCUGUACCUGAGUAUAGGUACUCUCAGAGUGCCCCAGGAUCUCCAGUCAGUGCUCAGCCUGUCAUCAUGGCAGCACCCCCCCACCCAUCGGUCCUGCCCGCAGGCCUGGGAAAAGCCCUCGCUUUAGUUCCAGGUGGCGGCGGCCAAAUCCAGCCCAUCCACCUGCUCCAGAACUCCCCUCAGCCCUCUGUCACCAUGCUGCGGGUGGUCACCAGCGCUCCCCCACCCUGCAACCCUCCAAAUGGGUACAGCGCCCCCUCUAUUGGCACUUCUUUGUCAGGACUGCAAGGAGCAGGGGACGGCAACAGUGAGCUCAGAGAAGCCCAGCUGAACAGAGAGCGGGUGAUUCAGACGGUGGACAGUGCGGUGCAGGGCGGGGAUGGACGCAACCUGGGCCCUGGUUUACAUCAACUUCCUGUUCGUCCUGUAACCCAGAAUGGAAAACACACCACUGCUGUUGUUGCCACAGCAACUAGCCUUGCUAAUCCCUCUGGCCUGAGUAGUCCUCUGCAGAUCUUGGCUGCUCAGGCCUCUAGCUCCCCUCCCGUGCUGGUGAGCAGACAGCCCAGCGCAGAAACUUUAGCCGAGCAGCCGGAUGAGCCCCAGGCUAAGCGGCUGAAGAUGGAGGACGAGGGAGGGACUGAAUCUGCUCCGCAUCAAGUCACACCUGCCCAGCAGCCUGUUAUCGUUGCCAUGACAUCACAAACCCACGACCCUAGGAAGUAAAACCUGGGGCUUCUUACAGGUACCUAACGGACAGCCUCCUUAUCAACCCCUAACUGCUUCGCCUUUUAUACUCAUUUGAUAUGACUGCAGCCGACACGGCCAAAAACAAUGUACAGGCAGCCUCUCUCAACAGAAGGGAAUUUAAUCACGAGGAUCGUAUAUUUUGGUCAGAAAUAGAUGAAAAACUUUCAAAUGCAUACUGAAUUU